Trichobilharzia szidati is the source of this 9370-nucleotide messenger RNA. The record is from the annotation of a GenBank genome assembly. NCBI's taxonomy places the organism in Eukaryota, Metazoa, Platyhelminthes, Trematoda, Strigeidida, Schistosomatidae.
AUGUUAGGUCUAGUGUCACAUGUUAACUUGAUGGAUGCUCUCAUCCAUCCACGUCGACAUAAUAGCAUUAACCUAUCACCUUUCAGUCGACCUAAUAGUUCCCUCAUUGAUUCUUUGGAGUCGGACACAAUUAUUGAGGACACUCCAGAUUCUCCCAUUGAAUGCAUUGACUACUCCUCCCAACCACCUGAUAUUGGCCGGACAAUAGAAAUAAAUCUUGACGGUUCGGAAACUUCUCCCAGUGAUUCACAGAAACUGAACAAACGUGUGGUUUGUUUUUCUUACCAAAAUUCUGAUUCUGACCCAGAUGAUUAUCCUUUUCAUGCCGUAACUUAUGGUGAAUCGGAAAGCUGCUGGGGUCUUCCAUAUAACGAUCAUAACUAUGCGUCUUGUGAACCAAAUCCAAAACUUGGAUCUGAAUCUGAUGACCGCUUGUCUCUUCUAGCGAAACUAGCACUAGCCAAGGAUGAUAGCCCCAAUAGUCUGGGAGGAAAUGUUAAUGCUCUUCAUUCAGAUUCACAGACUAGCUGGGUUAGUGGAGAAAAUACAAUGUCUGUGCCAGUUAGCAAAACUGUGGGUUUGAUUGAAGUAAACCCUAUUUUAUCGCCUACCAAGCGCUCUGAAGUUCAACCGGUCCCUAGUAAUGGCCAGUUACUAGUUACUACAGCUAGCUAUGUUUCAUCUGUGGGAAGCCGUACCAUUUUAUUUUCAACUAGUGGAAACAUAAAUCCUCCUUUGCAAAUUCAUCGGGUUACUUCUUCUCUCACUCCACAUGUUGUAUUGCGCACUGGUGCACCUGCACUUCAAAUUGCUACCGCUGCUCCACGUCAACUAUCCACUGAUGCUGGUGAUUCUGUCAGGUGUAUUUGUGGAAACCCAAACGUAGGCGGUUAUCUCAUCCAAUGUAAUCACUGCAGAAUAUGGCACCACAGUGAAUGUAUCCCAUCUGUUAACAAAGGACAUUUGUCGAAUCCAUAUGUUUGCGAAACGUGCCAGUCACACCCAAAACCUGCCACACUUCCGCGUCCUAAAGUGGCGUCGUAUGGCAGUGUUGUAUCAACCUCAAAUUCUAGCAUUCGGAUAUCCCGCACAUCACUUACUACAAAUACUUCGCAAGGACGCAUAUACGUCUCGACCCCUUUUGGAGGCACGGCAUCUCGACAGGUUCACGUAUGUCUUCCAACCAAUCAAGGAAUAUCUAGUAUACAGUGUGGUGAUUUCAGCGUUAUUUCCAAUUGCUCUAGUGUAGAUAGCCCUUUUACUGCAGUUCGUCCUCCAAGCUACACACCAUGCGCGCAACCUGUUCGAAGUUCCAAACGAAAACAAGAUCUACUCACACUUACUGGGGGAUCGUCUGCAAAUGUGGGUCUAGAAGGGUUUACAAGUUCACCACCAGUUUCAGAUGAUUAUGAUGAUCUUCCUAGUGUCAAAACAUCCUAUGCUGUGGAUUCCAGAAGCUGCUUCACGGAAAAUUCAGAAUCUGUUUGCCAAACACAAGUUGAUCAUCCAUCUUCUGGGCAGGAUAGUAAAUUACAGCUUCGUCAUAGUAGUGUUGUUCACCGUUUGAUUUCAGACUGUCCCAAUAAUAAAGUGCACAGCACAUUUGCUCAGAUAGGUGACUCACGUAAUACAACUUCUUUGUGUUCAACACCGGAUUCUUUGAUUUCUCCAACGUCGGAUAUAUACGAAGAAGCCUCUAGUUUACAUCUUUCAGAUCGUCUUUGUAAGAAGCUAGAUUUGAUGUUUCCUUUCUUCGCCGGUAUGGCAGCAGAUUUUGGCGAUGUAGAUGGUAUUUCAAAUGAAGAAAUUCCUUCUAAUUUGGAAAGCUUAUUUCGUUAUCAAGUUGUCAGUUUUGAUUUUAACCGCAGGGGACUCAUAGCAAGUGAAGAUAUACAUCCUCGUACGCCAAUCAUUGAAUAUCGUGGCAAAUGUUUACUGUUAAGUGAAUACAGUGACAUGUAUGACUAUCGUAAACACUAUAAUCCAUUUGUCCUGUUUUACAAAUCGCUGCCCAAAUUGCCUCUGUGUGUUGAUGCCCGCAAAUAUGGCAAUGAAGCGCGGUUUAUCCGUCGAUCGUGUACACCAAAUUCUGAGGUUCGCCAUUGCAUUUCAUUCCCAAAUGGUCCACACGGGUCACCUGUUCCACAUCUUCGCCUUGUUGUCGUUGCUUCACGACUUAUACCGAAGUCAUCUGAAAUAACAUUACCAUUCGAUUUUGACUACACUGCCUGCCGAUAUGUUGUUAAGUGUGCAUGCGUUCUUAAAGGCUGUCCAGUUACUCGUUGGUUUCAAAGAAUGAAUCAGUUAAGCAAUCCUGCAAGAAGCCCAACUCGUCAUUCUUUGGUAUGUACUCGUAAAUUACCACAUCCUCCUCGAACUUAUGGGAUUGGUGAUCACCAUAGUCUGUCACAAAACCCUCAGUUGAAUUACGGCGAAAAACGGCACGCUGAUGAGAAAUCAAAGUUAUAUUCGAAGUCACCUGCAGUGGUCAAUAGAAGAAACAACAUUGGUCGGACAGGUCGUCAUCCUUCAAACUAUAUUUCAAAUGGGGAUUUUGAAGCAAGCCAAUCUUCUUCACUUCACACUGCUCGUGGUUAUGUAAAGAAAACUGUCACUUCAAGCGGCGUUCGUAAAUCUGUACCUCGAAGAGGGCGAGGACGUGGUAGAUUAAAAAGUUCUACUUCUAUGGGAUUACGCAGUAAACAUGUAGGCGAACGACUGUCAUCUAGAAUAGUCGGUCGUGGUAGACCUGCUUUGAAAAAAUCCUUGACAACCACCAGGAAACGUCCUCAGAUCUCCACUAAUCUGCAUAAGAACCAGUUCACACCUCAUGACAGAUACACAAAGAUACGAAGAAGAGUAGAUAUAAGUAAUGAUUCUUACAGCCAGAGUAACAGCUCAUCUGAAACAGAGUGUGCAGAUACAAUAGAAUCACCUUUGCUUCAUGAAACGAGUGACCUACACCCGGAAUCACCAAAAGAAACAGACCAACUGGAAGUUCCAGAUAACAAAGAAUUUGGAUCCAUAUCACCUCAUACGUUGACUGAAGAGGAUAUAGAUGCUGACACUGAGCCAGAGUAUGAUACUAGAACAUCCGAAAAUUGCAUGGAUGAAUCAGAAUAUCAGAAAUAUACCAUGACUACCGCCCACCAAGAGAUUCAUAGUCCCAAGAUAACGAAAGAGGCAGUGUGUACCACAAAUGACUCUCCCAAAUCGCCUGGUGUAGAACCCACAAAAGAAGAAGUCUAUGGAGAUUCUUCCUCUAAACACAAAUCUACUGACUCCCCAUCACUCUUCGUUCAAGGGAAACGCCGAUCACAUGGUGACAGCUCUAGUAAGCAUAAAGCCCUGUCGCGUAAGAAAAAGACAUCUCAUGAAGAAAAUGAAAUGAAAUCAAAGGAGGAUGUAUGGAUGGCAGAGGUAUUGCGUCGUAUUGAGCGGAUGGAAAAGAAACGAUUAAAACAACGUAUGCCAUCUGGUAAUCUGAAAGGUGAUCAAGAUGUUGAAUAUACCAAAAGUGAAUCAGAAUCACUGUCUCCUGAGAAACCUGAAAGUUCUUCAAUAUCAGAUAACAGUAAUAAUAAUAACAUAAGUAACAGUGAUACAAUAAGUGAAGAAAUUAAAGAAUCCUUCGAUGCUUCUAAGAUUGAACAAAAGUUUGAAAUAAAUGGAUCGACUGAGGAUUGCAUCGGUGUAACGGGGAAUGAGGAACAGACUGAGCAUUUCGCUCAGUCAACUGAUAUUUUCGAAAAGUUUGAAUUAUCUAGCUAUCAAUCUGAUCUUCAACAAUCUGCAGCAUUACAAGAGACCAAAGAGGAAGAAGAUGUGUACCCAUCUGUAGAUAGAACAAGUAUUCUAGAGAAAAGCAGUACAGACCAUCGGACAAAGUACUUCAUUCAACCUGCUGUAUCCCAAAGUAAGCGACGAAAUCGACCUGGUGACUAUGAACGCAAUUCUUCGUCAACAAGACGUAGACGUCGGCGUUCCCAAGCAGCUAUGCUUUCUGACAGUUUAUCAUCUACCAUUGAUCAAGGUGGUUCACGUGAAGAUCGUUGGCUACAAAUGCAACUUCGACGUAUCGCUGAGUUAGAAGAUAAUCAUGAAGAGACUUCUCAACACACUUCAUCAGAUUUGGAGAAUAAUGAGAGAAAUCAUUCGGUAUCAGAUACGCCUAUUGGAGAUGGAUCGAAUGUUAGAGUCUCACUAUUUGAAGCUUUAUGUGUUAGGAGUGAGUCGUCUGAAAAUGAACAAAAAAAUGGUGGAAAUUCUAGCCUCAACAAGACAUCUGUUAAUAUUGAUACCGAAUGUUCGAAUCAGGUUAGUAACAACCAGCAUGUCCUUGAUUCUGAGGCUGACUGCGGUUUCAUAGUUUAUCGAACUCGAGAAAAGGAUCCAAUGGCCAAGUUUAGUAGAACUCGUUCAGUUGAAAUGGAUUCCUUGUUCACAAAAAUUCAUGAUGAAAUUUCAAACAAUGACGUGAUUGAUACAAAACAAGACUGCUACACUGUUGAUGAUAUCUCGGUAUCCUGUUUGACGCAACGUAUGUUACAUCAGCCUCCCAGACCUACAAAGAAACGUUGGUUAUCUCGGGCGCUUAUGGAGGAAGAUGUAGAACUGGCUAACCAUCGAAUGUUAAACUCUUCUCAUCCGAUGAACAGUUCAUCAUCCAAUGUCAAGGUGGAUUCUUCAUCAAGUAUACAAAGUACAUGCGUAACACCUGUAAACCCUAAAAAGAGAAUGAUUUCUCGACUUUCAGAGAUUUCUGAAGACGCCUCUAAUUGCCUUCAUCAUGAAGUUGAUGAAAAUCCUCAACAUUUAGAAUCUCAAUAUUCACCAGAUCAUAUAAUUAAAGAAUCAGAGGAUAAUCUGGGGACUCGUAAUGAAGACUCUGUAGGUGUUUCUCAGUUACCAGAAGAUGAUGAAUCUACUGAAGCGUCGUCGUCAUCUCAUUCUGCUCCGCUUCCGCCGAAGAAAGCGACAGUAAAGCAACAAACUGAAGAGUCGCAAUUGCAAGAAAUGCCUAAAGUUCGUGUUUCACUCACAGAAUACCGCCGCCGACGCGGUUUGCCCGUUACACCUGUUUCACCUGCUGCGGAACGGAACAACAAAGAGUUGAAAGAAUCAUUGAAACAAUCAAGUCCAAACAUUGAUAACUUGGAAAUAACAAUCCCACCACCAUUGCUCAGCCCUAGUCGACUGCUUAUUGAGUUGCCGCAUCUUCACAAUGAAUCCAAACCAUCCAUAGAUGCAAAUAUUCCUGACAAAUUACUGCAAAAUAUAAAGUCACUGAGUACCAAAUCUGAAGUUAUUCAUGAUUACAGUGACUCCAAAAUCUCUUAUUCACACACGGAGAAAACAUCGGAAGUCGAUAACAAACGGGAUUUUAUCGGUUCAAAGAUAAAUGAGCGUGGACCUCGUACCCCAAGCGAACCGCCAGAUGAUGAUGACGAAGAAGAUACUGAAGGCGUAGAUUCUGUUAACUUCAUCAGUAAAGGAGCUUUGAGUAGUUCACCUGAACCAUAUGUAAAGUUUCCCGGUAAAGUACUUUCAACUCAGAGUUCACCGAAAUCUGUUCUUUCAGACUCCCAUGUUGAAAGACAAAAGCCAGCUUUCACAGUUAGUUCACAACCGGAUAUGAACCCAAACAAUAUUUCUAAAUCUCGUUAUCCAAAUAAUAUGUUCGGUCCUUCAGAAUUCCUUGAAUGUGAAAACUUUUUGCAUGACGUAUAUCGUAUAAAAGAAUUUGACCAUGGUCGUUCUGGCUCUGAAAAUUUAAGACGUGGUUAUCAAAAUACAUCUCAUUAUUCUUUAGUGUCUACUAGACCAUCGCAUUUUGAUAGAAUGAAUUAUUACGAAAAGAAAGUUAACUUUGAAGAAUUUAAACAUCGCAAUUUAGUAGUUUCGCCUGGAAGCGUGCCCCCACCACCACCACCUCCUAUGCCUUCAUUUUCUGGAUAUCCUAUUUCUUCGAAUAGUCCGAUUGCUCCGUAUUAUAAUGCUGAUAAAAAUAUUGGAGAUAACCUAGCCCCUGUACCUGGAUCACUAGAAUACUUCAUACAAAGAGAUAAUGAGAUACGUGUAUGGCAGGAGAGUCGGUCAUAUGCCCGAGAAAGGCAUAGCUCUGCUCCUUGGCAUCAUCGAGUUUCUGGCAAUCGUGUAUCUAGUACUCGGAAGUAUUCUUGUACAAUAUCUAAGCAUCCUUCGAAAAACUCAAAAGACAAUGAAAGUCUUUCGUAUCAUCCUGAUGUAGUCACGGGUCAUUUUGACUCAGUGGAGCAAACUCUUUUACGAAUUCGUGAUAGUCUUCAAGCUCAGCUGAAUCUAACUAAAGUGGGUUGUGUCUCACGAAGGACAAGAUCAACUAAUGAUCCGUCAUCAGCUAACAACAAUGGAGCUGUGUGUUGAUUUUCUUUAUAAAAAUGGGUGAUCUGUUAAAUUUGUUUUCUUUUAUGGUAUAUACUACUGAUUUGAUUUCAAUAAGAUUGAGCGUGUUGCUCGCAACACAUUUUCUGACAUCAGACUCGUUUAUUUUCAACAAUUUGUCUCCUAGAUCCGCACUCAUCAUAUUCCAUUCAUUAUUUGAUUAUCUAACAGUUCUUCAUUGGCCAAUUUGGGCUCGUUUAGCAUUUCUGUACAGAUUUUUUCUUUCUUUCAUCAUUGCCUUCAGUUUACCAGUUAACCAUCCGUUCACAUCUUUCAAUUUUUUGUCCUUGAUAACAUUAUUUUAAUUUUUGUAAAUAAAUUAGUUUGUGAGUAUUUUAUCUGUCAUAUCAAGGCUUCCAAAGAGACUUACUUCAUCAGUGACAUAAAAUGUCUGUAUUAUGCGUUUGUCUGUUACAUAUUUUGUACCAGCGCUUACCUCAUCUCUCAUAUCUCUGAUGCUUUAACUAGUGAUUGCCGGUCUGUCAAAUGUACAGUAAUAUUCAGCAACCGAAAUGGUUUUACCGGAUUAAUGUCCUGUGGAUACCUUUUAUUUGUUUAUUUAUUUAUUUAUUGUACAAAGAAUUAUUUUGACAGAUUAUUUAUAAUGUACCAAGCAUAGAUACUUACAUUUAAUGUAAAUUCCUAUCAAUAAUCGGUCUGUGCUGCUGCUAUUGCUGCUGUGUCUAAUGCUUUUAUGAAUCAUUAAUCCUACCUUCAUUAUUGCUUAUUUUGCUUUCCUUUUUCAUGCAUUUCUAACUGGAUACCGUUUAAUUCGAAUUUGUUAAUCCCGGUUGUUUUGUUUUUCAGUCAUUAUUUUCAAGUUUCUUGUAAAAAUUAUAGAGGCUUAUAUCUUCUGUAUAUAUUUAUAUAUAUUGAAAGGCGGCCUGUAUUUUAAACAGCUUCUUUUAAAUUCUUGUAAAUCUUUAACCUGUUAAUACGCUACGCAUAUAUAUAUAUUUUCUAAAAUCAAUUUAUUUUCAGUUUAUCAUUGUUCAAAUUUUGAUUUUUUUGUUUUGUUUUGUUUGAUUGAAGCAUCAUUGUCCCAGUUUGUCGCGUUUCGUUAUAGGUGACGCAUUGUAAUUUAUUCGUAAUCACUGCAUGCACCUCAUAUUUUUGUUCAAAUCAUUCAUUUGUUGAGGCAGCGUCAUUGUGCUCGUAUUUUCUCUGAUGUGUUUGUGCAGAUAUAUAUAUAUAUAUAUAUAUAUAUAUGCAAAAAUUACUUGAUCUAAUAAAUUUUCCUGACUACAUAAAUAUUGUAAAGGACUUGGUCUUCUACACAAUUAAUCCAUGAAGUUUUGCUCAUGCGUUGCGCGCGCAUUAUACUGUUCCUAUUUUGAAAGCCUAGUAAUCUCUCGGUUUUUGUCUACUGUACUCUGAUGUUGAUGCUGGUCAAGUUGAAACCCUUAGAGUAUCAGUAAGAAGAACGUCAUUGGGACAGAAAUGUCAAAAAUCUUUGUUAUAACACGAAAUAUUAUAAUUGAAGGAUUUCAGCGAUUCAGAAAACAGUUGACUAACUAUUAUCUUGAGUGAUUGCUUCAAGGAUAUGAACGUGAAAACAACCUCAUGUUUCUCUCCACCAUUAUUAAUCGUAUAGCUAUAUCGAGCUAUUGAAACAGCUGGAUGUCAAAUAAAUCAAAUUCACAAUCAGCAAAUUACUUUGAGAUGAUUAUUUCAUUACAGUUUCAUUUGGAAACCAAGUUUGUUCAAACUACAAUAUGUGUUGUCUGCUUGAUAUCAUUAAUGGCAAUCAAGGAACUAAGCGUAAAUGCUGUAAACCACACAUGUUACUGAUUGGUUGAGAUGAUUAGUUGUAUACUGCCUACAUCAAGCAGUAAUGCUUGCUAGCCAGCUUAUUGAAGUGAUCGAAACACCGAACGGCAGUUUAUCUCGUUUAGGACCGGGCUCAUCAGCAUAAGUAUUCAUGUGGCGUGUACUACUGAUAAGAUUUGUCCGUAGUAUAUGAAGAGACGUCAAUCGGCAUAAAAAUAUGAAAUAAUGGAGGUACAUUUGAUGUCAGAGAAGAAAAUGAUUUGGCGUUGCGGAGAAACGUGAGAGGAGCACAAUAUGAAGGCCAGAAUUAGCACGAUACGAAAGAUCUGUGCGAAUGGUGCGUUGAAGAUGUGGUGUACGUAAUUCUGCUAUAUAACGAUACCAAGUAAACAUUCCUUUACCAAGUUUUUUGUCUUCUACCGUUAUAUAUGUAUUAACCGUUAGGUGGUCGGGGGCCGCCUGUGGAAAGCUCUGCACUUUGACUUCGUGACUGUUAGAAUCUGUCAAUCAGUCAUAUUUUCAACGUCGAAGCUGAAAUCCACAUUUCCCCACAAGCGUCUGUGAUUCCGAAACCAAAAGACGAAAUACCUUGGUUAGCCACCUCUAACUGCACUGAUCAAUUCAACUGUUCUUGUGGAGCCAGUUAUAUCGGUCAUUGCUCUAGGAACUUCGUUUUUCCAUAUUAGUUCGUUUCUUAGAUGUAUCACACAGUGAAACAGUAUUAUUUACUGGAUGACGUUUCGAACAAAAUUUAUUAUUCAUAAUCAUAUAAGUUAUAAUUAUCUUCGUUUUUCGUGCUCGGCAACACCAACCAGUGUAGCUAAGUAAAGGCUUUAUUUAAACAAUGAACAUUUCUAUACUAGUUUAUCUUGUUCAAACAUGCCACAAAGCAUUGAAGAGUCUUUCUCCAUCAUCUAUCGGAUAUUGAAUUCUGUAUUGCUUCCCUUAAUUUAUUUGAUAUCCAGUUUAGCGUUAUAAUAAUACAUAAUAUGUCUCUUAAUGAUGCUUUUGAAAUGUAAUCUGUAAACACUUAGUUUAAUGUAAUUUAAAACAUUAAUGCUGUUAAUAACUUUGUCUAAUUACUAUGGUCAUGUAAAUGUAGAACCUGAUGAUGAAUUUAUCGGAAAGAAUAUUCUUUGUUCAUUAAUGAGUUUUAAAUUUCUACUUUACUCUCAUU